AUGGCUCCCUCCACCUACUUUCUCCUCGCUUCUCUUCUAGCAUUGGCCACUUCUCAGGCCAUUGCUUCUGACCCUGGCCCGCUCCAGGACUUCUGUGUUGCCGACAUACACUCUCCAGUGAAGGUGAAUGGAUUUGUUUGCAAGGACCCCAUGGCGUGA
Molecule: messenger RNA, 159 nt
Organism: Miscanthus lutarioriparius
Lineage: Eukaryota; Viridiplantae; Streptophyta; Magnoliopsida; Poales; Poaceae
Source: the annotation of a GenBank genome assembly